Molecule: messenger RNA, 1485 nt
Organism: Soboliphyme baturini
Lineage: Eukaryota; Metazoa; Nematoda; Enoplea; Dioctophymatida; Soboliphymatidae
Source: the annotation of a GenBank genome assembly
AUGAGUCGUAAAGAACGGGCAAGGCAGACGGAAACAUGCGAGAACGAGAUUUACAGCAUCACGUCCGAGCUGCUCGGUUUGCUAUCAGAGAAGGUACCGGCAAGCAGCGCUUUUCUGUGGGACGAGUAUCAGCAAGUCAGCGGUCUUGUGACGAAGCUGAUGGACUUACAGAAGGAGGCCGACGACGGCGAAUGGAUCAAGAAGGAACCUGAUGACGUUCGCAAGGCGUCGUUCGUGGAGUGGUGCACGAAGGUCGGCAUUCGAAGCCACGGCGUUCGGCUGGAGUCGAUUACCGGUUUUGGCUGGGGUGUUGUGGCCGACCAACCGCUAGCCUAUGGUACAAAGCUGUUGGAGGUGCCUCGGCGAGCGAUGUUGACCGUGGACGCCGCCUGCAAGGGCAAAAUGAAGACGGCGUUCGCCGCCGACCCUGUGCUUCGGGAGAUGAGCAACGUGGCAUUGGCCGUUUGUGUCGCCAAUGAGAAGCUGCGCGGUCAGCGGUCAUUUUGGCAGCCGUACCUAGACAUGUUGCCGGAAGCAUACGCAAUGCCGUUGUUCUUCUCGAUCGAUGACAUGCAGCUGGUGAAAGGCUGUUCAUGUUUCGACGAUGUACUCCGGUUGUCCCGUUCGGUGGUGCGGCAGUACGCAUAUUUCCGUCAACGGGCGGCCACCGUCGAUCACAGCUGGUUCCAUGACGGUCUGUUUGGAGACAGGCGUUUUACCUUUCGGCUGUACCGUUGGGCUGUUGGCACAGUUAUGACCAGGAUCAACUUCGUACCAGCUAGCGGUACCGACCUCGAUUUAGAGCCUGGCCGUGAGAUCGUCUCAGUACCGGCCAUGAUCCCUUUCCUGGACAUGUUUAACCACGCUGAAGUGCCGCAGUGCUCGGACUUCGACGAUGACGUUGGACGGGUGUUCGCCUCUCGGGAGUAUACGCCCGGUGAGCAGGUGUUUAUCUACUACGGGCCACGACCGAACCGAGACUUCUUCUUCCUCAAUGGUUUCGUCUGCCCCGGCAACACCGCUGACCGUUUCGAACUGAACCUGAGCAUCUCCAAGAGUGACAAAAACUUCGGGAGACGUGCCGCACUUCUGGCGGACUUCCACUUGAGCCCGAAGGCGAAGUUUGUGCUCAGUUCCAAUUCGCCUACGUUGUCCAAUGAACUUUUGUUGUUCGCCGCGGUAUUCGUAGCGAAACCGGAUGAAUUGGACGUGCUUCUCAGCGAUCACCAUUAUCAACACAGAGAUGCCCAUUUUUUGGUGGACGACGUCUUCCGUCCCGAGACGGUCGCGGCGGCGAGGAAAUUCCUCGAUGCCAGACUCAACCUCCUCCUCGCUCGUUAUUCGCCAUCGUCGUGCGUCUAUGGCGAUAGCAACGAUUCAUCAUUUUCCAAUAGAAAGCUAGCGUUGGAAUACGUAAACUUAGAGACUUCGGUGUUGAAGCAUAAUUUAGCCUUGCUGAAACGUCAGGAGGCUGCACAGAAAUGA